AUGGAUGAGCAGGGAACUAAAAUCCAUGCCAAUGUUCUACAGAAAUGGGUUCCUAAGUUCAAAAGUUUACUUCAUGAAGGGGCUGCCAUACUGAUAAAAAAUCCUACAAUUGCUCGACAUGCGUCCAAAUACAAGUUAAUUGAUAAUUCAAAAAAGUUAAGUUUGUAUUACAAAACCUCUGUUACCAAUUGUCGGGAUUUUAAGGGUUCCAUGUUUGGUUUUUCAUUAGUCAAGUUUGCAAAUGUUAUAUCAAAAAUUAUUCCAGAACAUACAGCAAUUGAUGUAAAUGGUGAGGUCGUUGCUUGUGAGACAAUGGUCAGUCUUCCAGACAACAAUGGAAAACUGAAGAGACGGAUGCAAAUUGAGAUGCAAGACUUGGAGGGGAUUAAAAUCCAAGAUACAUUGUGGGAUGCAUUCGCUCAGGAAUUCAGUGAUUAUGUUUCUAAUCACAAGGACAACGGGGUUGUUAUUCUUGUAAUUCAUUUUGCAAUGGUGAAGAUUUACCGAGAAAAACCAUUUCUUUCUAAUUCAUUUAAUGUUACGAGGUUGUUCAUCAAUUAUGAAAUUGAUGAAAUCAGGGAUUUUAAGAAUAGGUUCAGAAUUCCUUUGAGAGUUCAAGAUGAUACUGGAAUUGUAUCAUCGACAUUGUUUGAUCAGGAAGCUAACAAGCUAACAAAUGAUGAUAACAUCUUGAAUGAAUUGGAGAUGAGAUUUGCUGCUCAACAGCCUGCUGAAUUUGAAUCUGUAAAUGUUCAUUCAACAGAUUUCAGUUCUCAAAAGAAGUUAAAGGAUGAUGUAUCAUGUACUGGUGAGAAUGCAACACCCUCCGAUGUGGAUAAGAGUACAGCAGAUAGUCUGAAAUCACAAGAGAAGUUGUAUGAGAAAAGGCUUGGUAAAGGUAUUGAUCGUAAACGUAAUUUUGAAGGUACUUAUGAUGCCGAUCAUGAAGGGAAAGGAUUGGCAACCAAAACUCUAAAAAUUCCAAAACUUGAAAAGUGA
Molecule: messenger RNA, 999 nt
Organism: Cynara cardunculus var. scolymus (artichoke)
Lineage: Eukaryota; Viridiplantae; Streptophyta; Magnoliopsida; Asterales; Asteraceae
Exons: 9
Coding region: 1-999 (332 amino acids)
Source: RefSeq, a predicted model, not a curated record